Patella vulgata (common limpet) is the source of this 2180-nucleotide messenger RNA. RefSeq names its product dihydrolipoyl dehydrogenase, mitochondrial. Bases 85 to 1608 code for a protein of 507 amino acids. The transcript has 14 exons. Lineage: Eukaryota; Metazoa; Mollusca; Gastropoda; Patellidae. The record is from RefSeq and is a predicted model, not a curated record. Gene Ontology annotation, molecular function: flavin adenine dinucleotide binding; dihydrolipoyl dehydrogenase (NADH) activity. Gene Ontology annotation, cellular component: mitochondrion; oxoglutarate dehydrogenase complex.
AUAAGCUAAAAUUUCUUUAACCGGAAAGGGACAGUGGUGAAGAGCGCCAUCUCUGAUGACCGGUUGAGAGAUUUCGUCAAAGUCAUGUUGUCUUCUGCAGUUUCCAAAUUAUCUAACACCCUUCGGGGUGGUAGUCAUCAAGCUGGACGUUGUUUGACAGCAUUAAAUGGUUCGGUUAGAGAUUACUCAUCAGGAGCGGAAAAUGAUUUAGUUGUUAUUGGAUCUGGACCAGGCGGCUAUGUGGCAGCAAUUAAAGCAGCUCAACUAGGCAUGAAGACUGUCUGUGUAGAAAAGAAUGAGACAUUAGGAGGAACGUGUUUAAAUGUUGGUUGUAUUCCAUCUAAAGCUAUGUUAAAUAACUCACAUUAUUAUCAUAUGGCUAAAACUCAAGAUUUGCAUAAACGUGGAAUAGAGUUCAGUGAUUUAAAACUAAAUUUAGAUACUAUGAUGGAACAGAAGAGAAAUGCUGUAAAAGCUCUAACUGGUGGAAUAGCACAUUUAUUUAAACAGAAUAAGAUAACACAUUUACAAGGUAUGGGUAGUGUAACAGGUCCUAAUGAAGUCACAGUAACAAAAUCUGAUGGUUCUAAAGAAACAGUCUCCACUAAAAAUAUAUUAAUAGCUACUGGUUCAGAAGUUACACCUUUCCCUGGUAUUGAAAUUGAUGAAAAAACAAUAGUGUCUUCAACAGGAGCACUGUCUUUAGAAAAAGUUCCUACAAAAUUAGUUCUGAUUGGUGCUGGUGUUAUUGGAGUAGAAUUGGGUUCUGUGUGGCAAAGAUUAGGUGCUGAAGUUACCUGUGUAGAAUUUUUAGGUCAUGUUGGUGGAAUGGGUAUAGAUAUGGAAAUAUCUAAAAACUUCCAGCGUAUUCUAACAAAACAAGGCAUCAAGUUUAAACUUAAUACCAAAGUUACAGGGGCAACCAAAGAAGGAGAAAAUAUUAAAGUAGCCAUUGAAGGAGCCAAGGAUGGCAAACAAGAAGAGCUUGACUGUGAUACAGUUUUAGUGUGUAUAGGAAGAAGACCAUAUACGGAAAAUCUUGGACUAGAUGGUGUAGGUUUACAAGUUGAUAAUAAAGGUAGAAUACCAGUCAAUAGUCGAUUUCAAAGUACAGUACCAAGUAUAUAUGCUAUUGGUGAUUGUAUAGCCGGUCCUAUGUUAGCACACAAAGCUGAAGAUGAGGGUAUUAUAUGUGUAGAGGGUAUGUGUGGAGGAGCUGUACAUAUAGAUUAUAACUGUGUACCAUCUGUAAUUUAUACACAUCCAGAAGUAGCAUGGGUUGGUAAAACAGAGGAGCAACUCAAAGAAGAGGGUGUAGAGUUUAAAGUAGGUAAAUUUCCUCUUGUUGCCAACAGCAGAGCUAAAUGUAAUAACGAUACAGAUGGUCUUGUUAAAAUUCUUGGAGAUAAAAAAACUGACAGAUUACUAGGAGCUCAUAUUAUUGGUUCAGUAGCAGGUGAACUAAUUAAUGAAGCAGCAUUAGCUAUGGAAUAUGGAGCAUCAUGUGAAGAUAUAGCUAGAGUUUGUCAUGCUCAUCCUACUGUGGCGGAAGCUUUCCGUGAAGCCAAUCUUCAAGCUUAUUUCGGUAAAUCUAUAAACUUUGGUUAAAGGAAGGAGGAGAUCCUGUAUAAGUGGAAAUGUGAAUUGUGGCGUCCAUGUUGAUUGUUUCAUGUGUAGAAUAACAUCAGAAUGUAUUACGGAUUCAGACUUUUUAUAGAAUCUCAUGACAGGAUUCUAUAAGGAAUUCCUUUGAUUUAUCACGCAUAUAGUUUUCGAAAAGACACAGAUGAGAAUAAUGUUUAAAAAUCUUGCUUCUUUAGUAAUGCACUGGGUAGAAGUUUUAAUUUGAAAUAAAGAUACAUUAAAGUUUUAUCUUGCCUUGAAGAUUUCCAGAUAUAUUAGAAGUUUUAACUUGUCUCUUAAAGAUUCGAUACAAGUAUAAUCCAGGCUUGAAUUUCAUACCUUUUUUAUAAUUAAUUAGGUAUAUCAAAAAAAUAUUAAAUGUUUGUUUUGUUAAAAUGAUUAAAGUGAUGAAACAUCAGAGUAGAUAUUGUAAUAUAAUAUAAAAGUGCUAGAGAUUAUUCAUAAGUUGCUAGGAUAUAAGUAAGCCAGUUUAUAAUAUAAUUAUUAUUUAAUUUGUACAAAAUGUAUAAUAAUGAGUGAAUAAAUAUUUGUCUACA